This is a messenger RNA of Didymella exigua CBS 183.55, 603 nucleotides long. RefSeq lists its product as uncharacterized. Lineage: Eukaryota; Fungi; Ascomycota; Dothideomycetes; Pleosporales; Didymellaceae. The transcript is spliced from 2 exons. The record is from RefSeq and is a predicted model, not a curated record. The coding region runs from base 1 to 603 and encodes 200 amino acids.
AUGAAGCUUAGCGCUGUCGUCUUCACCGCUCUGUCUGCUGUCACCGUGGCGCAGGACGGCUACUGGGACGUCCCCUCUCCAGGCUUCCGUCUCAUCGUGAGCACUGCCCUCGGAGCCUGCCACCAAGGAGCCGCCAUCGAAGGUCUCUGUCCUACCAGCGAGACUGUCCAGGAUUCACCAAGCUCUUACACCACCUUCUACCACAACGUCAGCUCCUCCAGGAAUGAGGCUGCGGGAGCUGCUGAUGCCAACGGCCCCAUCAGCUGGAUCCUUCGAGCUGGUGGCAACCUUACAGUUCCGUCUGCGAUGUUCCUUGCAUUGACCGAAACAUCCAACGUCGCCAAUCCUACCUUCUACCCCAGCACAAGCAAGUCCACCAGUGUUGCCUUCGAGGAGGACGGCUGCCUCUACAUUGAGACCAGCCUAGACGAUACCGUCAGCCCUCCAGCUUACUUCAACACUAGCCGUAAGGUCAAGAACUGGUACGUCUGCCUCACCAGGUACUCGUAUCUGUACACCACGCUGUCAUGGAAGGUUGGCCUUACGGGCACGCCUCAGAACCCUUCAUGUCAGAAGGUCGACGUCAUCCGAGUUUUCAACUGA